This is a messenger RNA of Protopolystoma xenopodis, 1293 nucleotides long. The record is from the annotation of a GenBank genome assembly. Lineage: Eukaryota; Metazoa; Platyhelminthes; Monogenea; Polystomatidea; Polystomatidae.
CCAAUCCGACAGCUGCGCGAUUGGCGUAACCGGCAAGAGGCUUGCGAGGCGAGCGCUGAUUGGCGGCCAGGCCUGACUGCGAGCGUCGCUGCCUUUGUGAAUGCCAGUCUUAUGCGCCAGUCGUGCCUGAACCAGCCUCGCCUCACGUCGGGCCAGUUAAAUUCUGCGCGUCCGUCAAGACACGUCACUGUCGCAGUCCCCUCCGGUCACGCGACCUCUUCAACUGCUUGUCGUGUCGACCCGACGCCGCCAGUCACGACGACAACAACUCGCCUCCAGUCGGUCCCCACUUGUCGCCUCAACACACGCAUGUUCCGCCCCCUCGACCGACUCUUUCCCUCUCACGCCGCCGAAACAACUGCACUCACCAUGGCAACGGCGGCAACUGCCGCUACCGCCUCGCUCUGCUAUCCCAGAGCGAGCGAUCCCGGCGACCUCUCGACCCGUUCCCCCACCAGAGAUCCACUCGGUGCUCCCCCCGCCCCCGUCACCGGUUUUGGCGUUGGUGACCCCUUGACGACCGGUUUACUCGGUCCGGGACAGGCGUUGCUCAAUCACAUGCUCUUUCCCCUAUCCUCGGGACUGCCCCACCCCUUACCCUUCCCACUCCAUCUACCUCUCCCGCUCCCGCUCUCCAUCCCGCCACUGCCCUUCCCUCUGCCAAUGCCACUCUCUCUCGGCCACCAUUCCGGCCUCCAGACGGCGCACAAUUCGCCGCCAGGACACACUGACAGACCGGCCUGGCAACCGACGAUGUCCGAGGCGAGCCGAGGCGUCGGCGCCACGACAACGCCAAUCCAUUUCGACGACGCUGUUGAGACAACCGAGGCCUGCAGACACUCAAUCAGCCCCAGUCUCUUUUGUGCUCUCUCCGCAGCCUCGCCGUCAUCGCCUCUUCCACCGCCCCCCCGGGCCACAUUCGCCCAAGCAACCUCUCUCUCCACGAUUUUCGCGUCGCGAGCCAAUUUAACCCCGUCCACACCACCCCUCUCCGUCUGGUCACCUUUCGCCGCCGGUCGACUCGACUGUCCACCUUCGUCCGGCUCUCCGGGCCCAGCAACACCGAGACCCUUUUAUGCACUCCCACCGGACGAACUGGAGCCUGUUGUCAUGCGAACUGCGUCACCGAGCCUGUAUUGUCGUGACGAUCCGAAGCCCAAUUUCAGUUAUAUCGGUGAGUCGACUACUGUUAUGUACUACUUUUUGAUGCGAUUCUGUUUGAGGCCAUAUGGUGUCAUGCAAACCACUGAUUUUGUGACUGCUUUUCAAGAUUUGACUGUCUAUGCUCCUUGA